Messenger RNA from Penicillium expansum, 1566 nucleotides. RefSeq names its product Peptidase S12, Pab87-related, C-terminal. The coding region runs from base 1 to 1566 and encodes 521 amino acids. NCBI's taxonomy places the organism in Eukaryota, Fungi, Ascomycota, Eurotiomycetes, Eurotiales, Aspergillaceae. The transcript is spliced from 2 exons. The record is from RefSeq and is a predicted model, not a curated record.
AUGAAUAUAUCAUCUGAACAGUCUCCUUUCGAUGGCGAGUUUGAUGCUCUUGUAAAAGAGCAAUUGGAAAAAUGGAAAGUCCCCGGCUUGAGUAUCGCGAUUAUUCAUGGCCCAAGUACCUACACUAAGGCAUAUGGAAAGGCAGAACUGCCAAACGAAAGCACAGAUCGACAACCCCGGGAGAUGACAACCGAUGCAUUGUUCUCAACAUGUAGCACUACCAAAGCUUUCACCAGUGCUGCGACAUCCAUAUUAAUCCAGGAUAGUAAGGCCACCGAGUCCCCGAUUGACUGGGACACGCCAGUGGCUUCCCUAAUUCCAGAAGACUUUAUUCUGGAGAACGAGUAUGCGACCAAUAACAUUACACUUGAAGAUGCGCUAUCGCAUCGGUCAGGUAUGCCAGAGCACAACUGGACCCUUGCUCUAUUCUCAAAGCAGGACGCAACGCCGGGCUCCGCAGUCCGCGCGAUGCGCUACAUGCCCCUCGCGACGCCUCCACGCACUAAAUACCACUACAGCAAUUACAUGUACAUAGCUGUGUCUCAAGCGUUGGAGCAGCACACUGGUGAAGCCCUCGGAGCUUUUAUGAAGAAACGCAUCUGGGACCCGCUCGGUAUGAGCGAAACGUUCUUCUCGCCAAGCGAAGCAAAAGUAAAUCCAGCAACAGCCGCAAGGCUUGUACAAGCAUACGACUGGGUUCCUACAAAGGAAGGCGGACAUUUUAUGCCAAAGUCAGAGAAUGACUGGCUAGCAAACAGCGGUGCUGGUGCAAUCGUCAGUAACGUUCUCGACUACUCCCAUUGGGUGCGAGAGUUGAUUGAACGAACCGGGCCAUUAAAAGGACACGACAGCUUAACAGAUCCGCGGACGAUAUAUUUCCAGAACGAUGACUUGAAUUUGCCGGCUCCGUACCAUGCGUAUGCCCUCGGAUGGGUCGUGGAUAACUAUCGCGGCCAGCAUUUGUAUAGCCAUGGCGGUGGCUGGCCUGGAUACGCGAACUGGGUGGGCUUCGUCCCCGAGAAAAAAUUUGGAUUUGUGGUUAUGGGCAAUUCUUUCUCGGCUCGAUAUGCUGCAUUUAGAUUGGUCACUUAUCUUUUGGAUAGGCGGCUUGGUUUAUCGGAUGAUCCUAAAUAUGAGGAGCAGAUUGCUGCUUGUAUUGCGAGACAAACUGAAACAUGGGAGUCGCAUCUUAAAAAUGAAGACAUAACGGACUCGAAGAAACGGUUAUUCUCUUCUUUACCUGAUCCCCCGAUUCCAUGUGCGUUGCAUAUGUCUGGAUAUACUGGAACAUACAGACACCCCACGGGUGCGGCUUUGACUGUCAAGAUAAUCAAUGAUGGACUUAUAGCUGACCUGCAGGAUCGAGUCAUUCCGUGUGAAUUGCGUCUUGUUCAUGCAAGCGGUGAAUUUUUCGUGGGUAGCAUCCAGAGUGGAGGCCUCAGCUUAGUGCUGCCCUUCCCAGUGGAAUUCUACAUUGCUGCUACAGGUCUGGCUCAAAGAGUUGGACUUCUCUUAGAGCCUGCGAUGAAGGGAGAAAAGCUCUGGUUUGAUCGUUGUGGUUCAUAG